AUAUAAAAGCCACGAGAGUUCUUAACCGCCGGUACAGUUUGGAUCGAUAAGCCAACCCAAGUGUGCGUCUGAAUAGAAUAGUUUUGCCGGUUGUUUGGUGGAUCCGUUUGUUUUUUCGAGUACCAUGCUCAAGUUUACCAUUCUGGCUAGCUGCCUGGUAGCGGCCGCAGUCUGCUCGAAUGAUCUGCAGGGAGCCGAAAGCGGUUGGAGUGGCUGGAGCUCCGGCGGUGGAGGCGGCGGUUAUGGUGGCGGCCAUGGAGGUGGUAAAGUAAUCAUCCUCUCAUCCGGUUCUGGAGGUGGAUGGCCAUCGUCCAGUGGUGGGUGGAGCCAAGGUGGUAGCUCCGGUUGGCCCAAGAGUGGUGGUUCUGGAUGGUCCAGUGGAGGCUCGGGAUGGCCACAGGGUGGUUCUGGGUGGAGUCAGGGCGGCGGAGGAUGGUCCAAUGGUGGAGGAUACGCCAAGUCUUACAGUAAUAGCAACUCUAUCAGCCAUGGAUCUGGACGCAGCAUCGGUGGUGGUUGGCCAUCCGGUGGAUCCAGUGGAUGGUCAUCUGGAGUAUCUGCGUGGCCAUCAAGUAAUUCCGGCUGGUCUGGUAGCAGUGGAGGCUGGAGCAAGGGAGGCAGCAGUGGUUGGCCAAGCUCAUCGGGAUGGAGCUCCGGUGGAGCUGGAAAGGGUUGGAGCUCGGGAGGUUAUGGUGGCGGCAGUGGAGGUUACGGAAGCGGCAGUGGCUGGGCUACUGGAGGCAGCAUUGGAGGACAUUCUGGUGGGUGGAAUUCUGGUGGCUCAUCAGGCUGGAAAAGCUGGUAAAGCUUGACACGACCUUCUGAGCAUUAUGAUCGCCUGUGUUCAACUAAAAAAUAACAAUUCAACUGUAAAAAUGUACAACGACUUCUCCCUCUCAAUAUAUAUGUAAAUAAACUUUCUGAAGGUAA
Messenger RNA from Topomyia yanbarensis, 930 nucleotides. RefSeq lists its product as uncharacterized. The transcript is spliced from 3 exons. Lineage: Eukaryota; Metazoa; Arthropoda; Insecta; Diptera; Culicidae. The record is from RefSeq and is a predicted model, not a curated record. Bases 125 to 805 code for a protein of 226 amino acids.